UCGCGGUAAACGGUGAGCAAGAUUCUGUACUGCCGGAGAGAUUGUCGUCGGUCGCCUGUCGGAACUUCUCGGAUCUCUGUGCUGUGUUCAAUCUCGUGCACUGUCCUCUCUCUCUCUUUCUCUCUCGCUCUCUCUCUCUCUCUCUUCAUGCUGUCUAUCUCCUGCUACCUGUACCCCUCAGCUCGGAGUCUCUCAGUUCCAGUGGCUCAGUCACAGCGCACAGUGCACGGAGCCCAAGUGUCCAACACCGAACCCGACCGUAUUCAGUCCUCCGCGAGGCAGCGAGAAGCCCAGCCCUGGAUUCAAUACUUUUAAUCAAUGGACAGAGCCCUCUCAACGGCCAACCGAGGUACCGACACGCCAUAAGCAGUCCUUAUCCUCUGGCUGGUGUUCCCCCUGUAGUGUGGAGGGGGAUGGAGCGUGGCGGAGGAGAGAGCCCUCGUUUACGGGAGAGCCCCGAGCGACGUGGGAGCAGCAGUCCUGAUAUCGGCGGCCCCCCACCAAAGAUGGGGCGUCUGGAGCUCAACGGCAGUCCCACAGGUCACCGCAGCCGCCACAAUGGGGCCCCACAGAGACCUCUCAGUGGUCUGAUGAUUCCAGUCUUCUGUGUGGUGGAGCAGGUGGAUGGAGGGAUGAUAUCAGAUGGAGAGAGCCGGGAGGAACAUGCCGAGUUCGUGCUGGUCAGGAAAGACAUCCUCUUCACUCAGCUGGUUGAGACUGCACUUCUCGCCCUUGGAUACUCCCACAGUUCUGCAGCCCAGGCACAUGGCAUCAUUAAGGUGGGCCGCUGGAACCCCCUGCCCAUCCAUUACCUGACAGAUGCUCCAGAGGCAACGGUUGCUGAUAUGUUGCUGGACGUUUACCACAUGGUCACGCUACGCAUCCAGCUACAGAACUUUGCAAAACUGGAGGACCUUCCAUCAGAGCAGUGGAAUCACGCUACAGUACGCAACGCCCUCAAAGAACUGCUCAAAGAGAUGAACCAGAGCACUCUGGCCAAAGAAUGUCCACUCUCCCAGAGUAUGAUCUCCUCGAUAGUGAAUAGCUCCUACUAUGCUAACGUCUCAACUGCCAAGUGCCAAGAGUUUGGUCGCUGGUACAAGAAGUACAAAAAAGUUAAAGGGGACUAUUUGUGGCAAGGACGGGAGAGCUCAGAAAUCAAGGUUGAAAGGGACAGCCUCACGGACUUCUGUGUAUUAGCCCAGCGUCCGCCCCCUCACCUGACUGGUCUGGCGCAGCUUGGUCCGUUGAACAGUGGCAGCUCUCUGGUGAAAGGCGGAUCUGGAGAGCAUCAGAAUUCAGCCCAGUCUCAGCCUCCAUCUCAAGGGCAGCCGCAAACUCCAUCAUCUCAUGGACAGCUCCAUCAUAGUCCUCCGCUAAGAGCUCAGGUGCCUCCUCCGCCUCCGCCAACCGGCCUGCAACCUCUUUUGGCACCCGGAGGACUUCUCUCACCCCAGCUUAGUCCACAGCUGGUGAGGCAGCAGUUAGCCAUGGCUCAUCUUAUCAACCAGCAGCUGGCCGUCAGCCGCCUCCUGCAUCAGCAUCCACAGGCUCUUAACCAGCAGUUUCUCAAUCACCCACCCAUCCCACGGCCUAGCAAGUCCGGUUGUCCUGGAGAACCCGGGUCCAACCCCUCGGCUGCAGAAGUCUCCUCUGAUAUCUACCAGCAGGUGCGAGAUGAGCUGAAAAGAGCCAGUGUCUCACAGGCAGUGUUCGCUCGAGUUGCCUUCAACCGUACACAGGGCCUGUUAUCGGAGAUCUUGCGAAAAGAAGAGGACCCACGCUCAGCCUCUCAGUCCUUGCUAGUUAACCUCAAAGCGAUGCAGAACUUCCUGAACUUACCUGAGAGUGAGAGGGACCGAAUUUACCAGGAAGAGCGAGAGCGCAGCAUGAAUCCCCCUGUGAGUCUGCCCCCAAGCACAAACCCCAGUCCUGGUGGCGCCCGCCUUUCUCAGAAACUGUGGGAGCGCAGCAUCGAUGAACAGUUAACUCCUGACGCAUGGGCAUCUAUUUGGAAGAAUAAGACCAAAAUCACAAACUCGUCUAAAACUUCUGGUCCUAACCCUGACAUUCCUCUGAAACUGGAGCCACUGGUUAACAUCACCUCAGCCAUUUAUGACGAAAUCCAGCAGGAGAUGAAACGGGCAAAAGUGUCUCAGGCACUUUUUGCCAAGGUGGCAGCCAACAAGAGCCAAGGAUGGCUGUGCGAGCUGCUUCGCUGGAAAGAGAGUCCCAGCCCCGAGAACAGGACUCUCUGGGAGAAUCUGUGUACCAUCCGGAGGUUUCUGAGCCUUCCACAGGCAGACAGGGAUCUGGUGUAUGAGGAAGAGUCCCGCCAUCACCACAGUGAACGGAUGCACACUGUACUACACUUGCCCACUGACCCUCAGGCACUUCACAGACAGCCCAUACAGCCACUGAAGGAACACUCUCCAAUUCGAGAAGAACCUGUUCCCAGUUCUGGAGCUGAAGAGAACCCCCAGGCUAACGCAGGUUCAGGCAACAGCGGAGGGGUCAGCAACGUCACAAAAAAACCUCGCUCUCGCACCAAAAUCUCUCUGGAGGCUCUAGGUAUCUUACAGAGCUUCAUCCAAGAUGUGGGCCUCUAUCCUGACCAGGAAGCAAUCCACACCCUUUCAGCCCAAUUAGAUCUGCCCAAACACACCAUUGUUAAAUUCUUCCAGAACCAGCGUUAUCACGUGAAGCAUCAUGGUCGACUGAAGGAGCUUGGAUCUGAGGGUGGUGGUGUAGACGUAGCCGAAUAUCGUGAUGAGGAACUGUUGUCCAGUUCGGAGGAAGCAGAAUCCAGUGAAGAUGGCCACGAGGAGAUCUACAGUGGGCAUGAAAGCGCACCAGCUGGAGCAGUCAACUCGGUCUCAACUCCAGCUGUUUCUUCAGGCCAGGAUGAGAAUAAAGAUAAAGGCCUGCCUCUGGGAUCAGCCAGACCCAGCUCCCUGCCCCCAUGUGGUUCAUCCCCAAGUCCCCGAGAUCAAGCAGAAUAUCAGAGAUAAAACAGUCUCAACAAAGACUAUACUGUAGGUGGGGAAAGGCACGGAGUGAGCACUUACAACUAUUCUGUAGUGGAGGAGAGACAGCUUAGAAACUUACUGACAAAGACACAGUGUCCUCUGAGGACCUGUAAAAGGCAAACCAGACCAGACAAGAUCUGCAUUUUGAUUAAGCUGACAUGUAAAGUUCUGGUGGUGAAAGAUGGGUUGUGAUCUACUCCUGGCCUCAUAUGUCACGAGUUACUUACAGGGAUGGCAUGGUACAGAUGCAAUCCCUAUGGCGAGCUACAAGAAAAGAAUUUGGUUGGCUGGAAAGCAUUCUUUUUCUAGAUGUAAAUCAUCAAAUUAAGGCAAGAUAGCUGCCUCAACCCUAAGAUGUCACAAGUAUUCAAACUUGCAUGCUAAGAAUGUCAAGAAGGCCAGGCUUUCUAAUCUGAGAGCAGGGGGUCUCUCACAAAAUACCACUAUCCAUGCCCCCUUUUUAUCUAUACAGGGUUAAGAUGGCAGGGACAGUGCUUUAGAUGAGCCAGUGAUCUCCUAUAGGACACAAACAACUUCACUCCUGUCCGGCCAGGGAGUCUAGUGGGUGGCUGUGGCUGUCCUCAUCUUCCCCUCCAUGACGGGGCAUUCUGGCGGUUGCCAACUGAGGGCCAUGCUUGACUGUUAAGCGGUCGGUUGGGAUGGAGGUACAUAUGAGAUCUUGGGUGUACACAUCAGCCCAGCCUAGGAACCCUACUAUAAACACAUGUGGUGUGCUGAAAGGUCCACAGUUAGCCCAGUGGCGCUUUUGAAGACCACGCCAUCCUUCCCACAGCCAGCCACAAGCGUCAUUCCAAGCAGUCCUACACGGUUCAAGAAAUCACUCCUUUACCCCCACCACCCAUGCACACCCAAUAAAGACUGUGCACAACAUCCCAAUCCAUCACUCCUGUCCACUGGUUGAAGGUUUGCUUUAUACAGAUAUGUUUAGAACGUAGGUUUCAUUCCAGGUUUGCUCUCUCUACACUUAAAAGACAGUGAGAAUAAAACAUAAUUGGCGGGAGGAUUGACUGCUACGGACGGAAGGACACUGGUGAGGGUGCAGUCUAACUGCAUCUGCCUCUGGCCUAGUGGAAAAGAGCAAAGCAUUUCCAGCAACUGCGCUUGUGUGGAAGUGCGGUAGUUGUUCUCUCUUCCGUCACCUCCCACAGCUUUCUCUUUUACUGACUGAUGCCCACAAUGUCCUGAUUUGACCACACUUACCCACAUCCAACUCCAACUCCACAGCACUAUUUAUUGCUAUCUUCACCCUCAAUUAUUAUUGUUGUUAUUGUUAUUAUUGUUAUUAUGGUUGUUCUUGCUGUUAUUUUUAGUUAUAUUUUCAUGUUCUAAUAUCAGCUUUUGGAUGCAGCAGAUGUUUUGGUAAUGAGAGACAUUGUGAAAGAAAGAAACACUGCCAAAACAGAGAGGAACGAAUUGGAAGCAGUUACUGAAGUUACUGAGUCAAUCAUGUGAUAUGUAUUGCAAAUUCUGUCCGCAUUAUGUACUUUUCCAAAGAGAACACCACUUUGCAGAUGAGGUGUUGAAUAUUAAAACAAUAGAAAUAAGAGGAAUCAUUGGAAUUUUUAUGAUCCUUUUGUGCAUACGAUGACAAUCCUUCUUUUGAGCCAAUCAGAACUCAGCAAAGCAUGCAUUCUGAUUGAAAAUUUGAUUAGCAUAACUUGAGGCAACAAGGCCACCUGUUGCAAAUCAUCCAUGACACCGUGGCAACUCUUGGAUCCAGGGUUCUGAUUUGUUUUUGAGAAUCAGCUGCUACUUACUCUUUCACAGACAAAAUAUUGUUGUAAACCUUAUACUAACCCUUAAACUAUUUUUGUUUCAAACUAGUGAUAAUUGUGGUCUAUGUCCAUGUUUUGUCCACUACAAAUGGAAAUGUUUUCUUUAGAAUCUUUAAUGUACAAAAAAAUGCUGAUGUGGUUCUUCUAGGUCUUUUGAUCAUCCUGACUCUUUCACAUAGGCACAGUGUCCACACCUGCACAUGCCUUUGACUAACACAUUCCAGCAAAACAUUAGUUAAAAAUUGGGAUACACAUAGUAUUCUCAAAAGGUAUAGAAGAUGGCACUCCAAUCAGAAGGUACUGUAUAUAACCGUGAGAAGUUGUUCUCUAGUACAUUGAUCAUUUGUACCUGGUUAUGAUUUCAUUGUGACCAUUCGGCAUUUCUCACAAAUAUUCAAGUGAAGACCAGACAAAGGCAUCAAGGACAAGAGCUCUCUAAUAAGAUGUGCAGGUGGCAAAAUAGUCUGGUGUGCUUUAUACCUAGUAACUGUUGACACCUAGACAGCCUUAGACUAUGAUGUGCUUCUCUGCUGUUCAACUCUCCAGAGAGAUUGAAUUAUUUGAACCAUUUUCUCUCCAAUUCACCCAUUUGCAUCAUCGCCUCAUUUCAAUUUCACUCUUGCUGUGUUUGCUUGAUUGCACCCUGGUCUGCAUUUACCCAAAUCUGAACUUUAUGGUCAAUCAUAAGUGAUUAUACAGACCUGAUGUACCUCCUUGUCUUUUAUCAUUUCUCCCAUAAAAAUCUUACUGCAAACAACCUAAUAAUAUCUUUUUUCAUGAUCACUGACAUUUUUUGUUUAUUUCACCCUCUUACUACUCAUUUAAAACCUUUAAGGUUAGAUACAUUUACGUAUCAUCUUUAAAUGUUAGAAGUUGCAUUUGAUAAUGGAAAGAGCUACCGAAUGACGAGAUACACAAUCUACACUAUGAAAUCUUGGUUACCUGCAGGUUUUGCAAAAGGUCUUUAAUAACAUGGUAGUGAUCGCCUGCUUGAUCUACACCUUACUUAAGCCUGUCAAUCAUCCACCCCUUUCGUUACACUGUGAGCAUCUACUCCAAAUCCUGCCACCCCGCCAAGUCUAGAUCAGCUGGAGACAAGUACUUCUGAUGAGUCCGUCCCUAUACACCUCCCAAAUUACCCUCAUAAAUGAUGAAAGCAUGUGCACGCAUGUGUCUGUGUGUCCUAGACUGGUGUUUAACCUACCGUGGGGGUGGCUUACCACUCAGCAGGAGAGAACAACCACACACUUCUUCUCCUCCCUCCUCUCCGUCUUUGUCAGAGUUAGUGGCGAGAGUGACGCAGAGGAGAAACAAAGAAGAUUCCAAGAGUCCCUGAUGAGCACUAGGUCAAGGUCACUGCCCAAUUACCCAUGUCUUUCAUUUUCAUUCUGUCUUUUCAGUUCUCUCUACCAUCCUCUCCGUUUCCUCAUUUUCUCGUUCACCAGGCGGGAAAGUAAUCGUUGUCUCCCAUGCUGUGGUGUCGAGGUUAAGUGGAGGUGAUCAUGUCUCCUUGUGGAGAGGCUAGUUCCUUGAAAGGCAUGUCUGAGAAGUGUUGCAGUUAAGACAAAGGUUUGGUCUGACUUGGUGUCUGGUCGGCUACAAAGCCACUAUCACAUUAGGUUGACUUUUUUAGGUUGAGUCUUGAAUGGAAAAACUGAAUGCCACUUUCAUGUAUUUACACACCCUAUUUAGACAAUUCGAUUGGGACGACCUAAACUUUGACUCUCCAAGUGUUUAUAAUUUAUCGCUUUGAUGUGAAAUUUACGGGUACACAAGAAUGUC
Messenger RNA from Carassius gibelio (silver crucian carp), 6607 nucleotides. RefSeq names its product DNA-binding protein SATB2-like. The record is from RefSeq and is a predicted model, not a curated record. Gene Ontology annotation, biological process: chromatin remodeling; regulation of transcription by RNA polymerase II. Gene Ontology annotation, molecular function: RNA polymerase II cis-regulatory region sequence-specific DNA binding; DNA-binding transcription factor activity, RNA polymerase II-specific. The coding region runs from base 414 to 3011 and encodes 865 amino acids. Lineage: Eukaryota; Metazoa; Chordata; Actinopteri; Cypriniformes; Cyprinidae. The transcript has 13 exons.